Molecule: messenger RNA, 390 nt
Organism: Mytilinidion resinicola
Lineage: Eukaryota; Fungi; Ascomycota; Dothideomycetes; Mytilinidiales; Mytilinidiaceae
Exons: 1
Coding region: 63-287 (74 amino acids)
Source: RefSeq, a predicted model, not a curated record
UCAUCCCUAUGAAUGCGCCUCACGGUGCCCAACGUGUAUUUCGAUGAUAGGUCACGCAGAGGAUGACCGGUCAAGGCAUGUUCCUACAAUUCGCUGUUCAUGUCCUUCAUGCAAGCCAAGAAAUAAGGCUGCGAGGCUGCGCAUCGUUCGCCUUUUUCUGCCUUGUUACGUCCAACCAAUCAGAAAAUAUGGCGUCUGCAGAUUUGAGUCACAUAACCCAAAGGAAGGGUGUCCGUUUGAUUACUUGGGGAGAUAAGUUUUUGACUUUCUAUGCCACCAUGGCGUAAGUCUAUCAACCUUGUAAGGUUGAUUGGGGUGCAUACCUACUCUAGAAUAGUUUGCUGGAUCGAAUUGGAACUGUCCCCUUUGUAUCUCAAGGUGCGUCUCAAA